This is a messenger RNA of Ochlerotatus camptorhynchus, 546 nucleotides long. RefSeq lists its product as uncharacterized. The transcript is spliced from 5 exons. The coding region runs from base 1 to 546 and encodes 181 amino acids. The record is from RefSeq and is a predicted model, not a curated record. NCBI's taxonomy places the organism in Eukaryota, Metazoa, Arthropoda, Insecta, Diptera, Culicidae.
AUGGAGGUGAAGCGAGUACGCGUAACUAAUUGCAAGCAGUUCAAUCUGCUUGUUUCCCGUAUGGAGGCCAAUUCAGCGGUAGCCAAGGGGAUGAAAUACAGCGAGGCUUUCCACAUAAGCAAGGAACGGUAUGCGGAUAUUUGGAACGAGUUAUGCAGCGGAUUGAACAGCCUUGGACCUCCAACUCGAUCAGUUCAAGGGUGGCAAAAAGUUUGGACAGAUUUUAAGCUGAAGGUUAAAAACAAGCUAAAACACAACAAGCGGGAGGCAAGUGCUACUGGCGGUGGAUCAAACCAGAUGGUGAAUCUUUCACCAAACGAAGAGACGAUAGUUAAUCUUUUGUCCCUUGAUCAGAUGGUUAACCACUCUGGUUCUGUGUUUGGUCUUCCCCAAUGCGAGUCUUCUCCGCGGGAAACCACCCUGGAGCAUGAGUAUGAAGCAGAUGAUGAAGUCGGGACCGAAAAUGUUGAGAACAUCGGGAACAACAGUCACACUAAUGAAGUUGGAAACAGCAGCAGCUAUAACAGAAGUGUUACUACUACCUAA